Messenger RNA from Acanthosepion pharaonis, 684 nucleotides. NCBI's taxonomy places the organism in Eukaryota, Metazoa, Mollusca, Cephalopoda, Sepiida, Sepiidae. The record is from the annotation of a GenBank genome assembly.
AUGUUAGCAUUUAUCCCACUCUGUUCGUCACUGAGCAUUUCCUAUCUCUCACUUUCUUUUUCUCUUUCCUUCUUUCUUUUCCUCUAUCUACUAUCUAAUUCCGUUCCUUUUCUAUCUAUCUAUCUAUCUAUCUAUCUAUCUAUCUACAGCCUGUUCAUAUCUAUCUACCGUAGUCUGUUCAUAUCUAUCUAUCUAUCUAUCUAUCUAUCUAUCUAUCUAUCUAUCUAUCUAUCUACAGCCUGUUCAUAUCUAUCUACCGUAGUCUGCUCAUAUCUAUCUAUCUAUCUAUCUAUCUAUCUGGCAAUGGAAACGAAAAUCUUUUUUCCACGACACCUGACUCGAUAUAGAUCCUUAUUAUCAAAGGGAACUACAGAUCAUCGUGAAUAUCUAUCUAUCUAUCUAUCUAUCUAUCUAUCUAUCUAUCUAUCUAUCUACAGCCUGUUCAUAUCUAUCUACCGUAGUCUGCUCAUAUCUAUCUAUCUAUCUAUCUAUCUAUCUAUCUAUCUAUCUAUCUAUCUAUCUAUCUAUCUAUCUCAGUCUGUAUCUAUCUGUCUUUCUAUCUAUCUACAGCCUGUUAUCUAUCUAUCUAUCUAUCUAUCUAUCUAUUUCAGUCUGUAUCUGUCUUUUUAUCUAUAUACAGUCUGUUCAUUAUCUAUCUAUCUAUCUAUCUAUCUUUCGUUAUAA